GAGGGCUGGGGGGUGGGGCGGCCGAUGGGGAGCCCGCGCCGAGCCUGCUGCUGCCAAGGGAGCGUUCCGAGCCCACGUCAGGGGAAGUGUCGGGAUAAAUAGGUCCGGCAAUGGCCGGGGUUGGCUGCGCUCGGAGCUGCCGGGCCGGGGACUGGAAUUGUCAGGGCGGGUUUGCGCCGGGGAGGCUGAGGGCUGGCGCUGCUCGUGCCGCGCGCGCCGGACUGCGGAUACCCCCGGCCGGCCCCAGAGGCCGCGCACUGCUGCCCACGGGAGUUUGGGGAGAGCACAUCCCCUGUGCCCUAAAGGACCUCUUCCUUCGGGAAGGGAGAGAGAAAGACUAGGGAGCGCCCAUUCUGUCUACUGGGGUGGCGGCGCGGGAGGGCAGUACCAUGCUCCUCUCCAUCCUGACCGCGCUGUGCCUGUGGCUGCGCCUGGCGCUGGGCGUGCGCGGCGCGCCCUGCGAAGCGGUGCGCAUCCCGAUGUGCCGGCACAUGCCCUGGAACAUCACGCGGAUGCCCAAUCACCUGCACCACAGCACGCAGGAGAACGCCAUCCUGGCCAUCGAACAAUACGAGGAGCUGGUGGAGGUGAACUGCAGCGCGGUGCUGCGCUUCUUCCUCUGUGCCAUGUACGCGCCCAUCUGCACCCUAGAGUUCCUGCACGACCCCAUUAAGCCGUGCAAGUCGGUGUGCCAGCGCGCGCGUGACGACUGCGAGCCCCUCAUGAAGAUGUACAACCACAGCUGGCCUGAGAGUCUGGCCUGCGAUGAGCUGCCUGUCUACGACCGGGGUGUGUGCAUCUCGCCUGAGGCCAUCGUCACUGACCUCCCUGACGACGUUAAGUGGAUAGACAUCACUCCAGACAUGAUGGUACAGGAAAGGCCUCUUGACAUUGACUGUAAACGCCUAAGCCCAGACCGGUGCAAGUGCAAAAAGGUGAAGCCAACCCUGGCAACGUAUCUAAGCAAAAACUACAGUUACGUCAUUCAUGCAAAAAUAAAAGCCGUGCAGAGGAGUGGCUGUAAUGAAGUAACGACAGUGGUGGAUGUGAAAGAGAUCUUCAAGUCCUCAUCACCCAUCCCUCGGACUCAAGUCCCUCUUAUUACGAAUUCUUCCUGCCAGUGUCCACACAUCCUGCCUCAUCAAGAUGUUCUCAUCAUGUGUUACGAGUGGCGCUCACGGAUGAUGCUUCUCGAAAAUUGUUUAGUUGAAAAAUGGAGAGACCAACUCAGUAAAAGAUCCGUACAGUGGGAAGAGAGGCUGCAGGAACAGCAGAGGACAACCCAGGACAAGAAGCGAACAGCAGGGCGCACCAGUCGCAGUAACGCCCCGAAGCCCAAGGGGAAGCCACCUGCUCCCAAACCAGCCAGCCCCAAGAAGAACAUCAAAGCUAGGAGUGCUCCAAAGAGCACAAACCCCAAACGAGCGUGAGCUAACUGCUUUCUGAAAUGGGGACUUCCUCUCAGAGUGAGGCCAGGCAUCGCCCAGACAGCCUGUAGAAGGCCACACACCCCUCGCCUUAACAACCACAGUCCUCUUCAUAGACACAUCUUGCAGCAUUUUUCUUAAUGAUAUGCUUCAAUUUUUCUUUUUAAGUCACUACAAACCAUAGUGGUAGGUAUGCCCUUUGGUAUGGAAGGUAUAAGAAAGCUGGUCAAAUAGGCUUAUUGUAUUGAGAGUAAACUGUGUGCAGACUCUGUGAGAGCUCCACUAGGGCAAAGAUGCUUUUGUUCUUACAAUUUGACCUGAUAUGUGCAUUGAAAAAUAAAUGCCAUAUUACAAACAAAA
Molecule: messenger RNA, 1787 nt
Organism: Capra hircus (goat)
Lineage: Eukaryota; Metazoa; Chordata; Mammalia; Artiodactyla; Bovidae
Gene: SFRP4
Product: secreted frizzled related protein 4
Exons: 6
Coding region: 390-1430 (346 amino acids)
Biological process (GO): non-canonical Wnt signaling pathway; canonical Wnt signaling pathway
Cellular component (GO): cytoplasm
Molecular function (GO): Wnt-protein binding
Source: RefSeq, a predicted model, not a curated record